AUGUCUGUUCGGCAAGCCCCAUCAGGUCGGCAAGCCCCCAAGCCCCUCAGUUGGCAAGCCCCAACAGGUCGGCAAUCCCAUCAGCUCGGCAAGCCCAUCAGCUCGGCAAAGCCCCAGCAGGUCGGUCGGCAAGCUCCAUCAGGUUGGGCAAGCCCCAGCAGUCGGCAAGCCCAGCAGGUCGGCAAGCCCCAACAGGUCGAGAAGCACCUCAGGUCGCAAACCCUAUCAGGUCGGCAAGCCCCAUCAGGUCGGCAAGCCCCAGCAGGUCGACAAGCCCCAACAAGUCGGCAAACCCCAUCAGGUCGGCAAGCUCCAUCAGGUCGACAAGCCACAACAGGUCGGCAAGGGUCGGCAAGCCAGGUUCAAGGUAAGCCCAUCAGGUCGCAAGCCCCAGCAGGUCGGCAAGCCCCACAGGUCGGCAAGCUUAAGCCCCAUCGGCAAGCCCACAGGUCGGGCAAGCCCAACAAAGCCCCAUCAGGUCGGCAUCGGGUCGGCAAGCCCAACAGGUCGUUAAGCCCCAUCAGGUCGGCAAAGCCCCAUCAGGUCAAGCCCCAUCAGGAAGCCCAUCAGGUCGGCAAGCCCCAACAGGUCGUUAAUCUCAGGUCGGCAAGCCCCAUCAGGUCGGCAAGCCCUUCGGCAAGCCCCCAGUUCGUUAAGCCCAUCAGGUCGGCAAGCCCACAGGUCGGCAAGCCCCCAGGUCGGCAAGCGGUCGGCAAGCCCCAACAGGUCGUUAAGCCCCAUCAGCAAGCCCAACAGGUCGUUAAGCCCCAGGUCGGCAAGCCCGGGUCGGCAAGCCCCAACAGGUCGUUAAGCCCAUCAGGUCGGCAAGCCCCAGCAGGUCGACAAGCCCAUCGGGUGGGCAAGCCCCAACAGUUCGUUAAGCCCAUCAGGUCGGCAAGCCCAUCAGGCGGCAAGCCCCAACAGGUCGUUAAGCCCAGGUCGGCAAGCCCCAUCAGGUCGGCAAGCCCCAUCAGGUCAAGGGUUCGGGUGGGCAAGCCCCAACAGUUCGUUAAGCCAUCAGGUCGGCAAGCCCCAUCGGUUUCGGCAAGCCCCAACAGGUCGUUAGCCAUCAGGUCGGCAGGCUCAUCGGGUCGACAAGCCCCAAGUUCGUUAAACCCCAUCAGGUCGGCAAGCCCCAUCAGGUCGACAAGCCCCAUCGGGUGGGGCAAGCCCCAAAAGUUCGUUAAGCCCCAUCAGGUCGGCAAGCCCCAUCAGUCGGCAAGCUCGGCCCAUGCAGUGGGGCAAGCCCCAACAGUUCUCACUUAG
This is a messenger RNA of Penaeus vannamei (Pacific white shrimp), 1266 nucleotides long. The record is from RefSeq and is a predicted model, not a curated record. NCBI's taxonomy places the organism in Eukaryota, Metazoa, Arthropoda, Malacostraca, Decapoda, Penaeidae.